AUGACGCAUGCAGCUGAGUUGGUAGCAAAGCUGAAAGGUUGGUGUCGUGGUGAGGGUCUGUCUGAGGCUCAUACGCUUAUGGUGAUCAUCCCUGAUGACGCGGACAUCAGCGAGAUUGAGGAUACUCUCCAGACUGUGAAAUGUUUGGGUCGCGUUCGUGUCCGAGGUAGGACUUUUGAUGUGAAGCACAGUCAGCUGAUGGCUUUGUGUGAAUGCAAGGAGAACCUCAAGGAGGCGAAUGUUCCAAAGGAAGUGCUGCCUAUCGGUGGAGGGGAGCCCUGGCCUAUUGUAGUAGUAGGUGAAACUCUGCCAGAUGAUACUGAUGAUUUUGGCCACAAGCUCAUAGGGUUUCUACAGAAAGAGGGGAAGACCUUAGAGGAACUUGGUACUCUCUUCUCUGCUCCUGACCAUUCCACUGAUCCCACAGAAGCCAUACUUCGUGCUGUUAGUGACCUGUUAGAAAAGGCCAGACCUUCCGUUGAGCCUGUUAGCUAUCGCCGCGUACGUCUUUUCUCUGGGUUGUUGCCCACCCCAGCAGGUGAGGAGCCAUUUGAGGUCUGGAUGGAGCAGGCACGACUCAUGGUGGAGGAGUGUGAUUGCUCUGGAAAGGAGAAGAGACGGAGGCUAAUGGAAAGCCUUAAGGGGCCGGCGCUAGAGAUAAUUAAAGCUGUGAGAGCGAGUAACCCUGAUGUCCGUGCAGGUGAAUGUUUGGAUGCUUUGGAAGAUGCAUUUGGGUCAGUAGAGACUGGAGACAACCUGUAUUUUGCCUUUCGCUUAUUGCAGCAGCAAUCAGGCGAGAAGCUGUCCGACUUCCUAUGUCGCUUAGACCGGUCUUUGGAAAAGGUACAGUAG
This is a messenger RNA of Paramormyrops kingsleyae, 852 nucleotides long. Lineage: Eukaryota; Metazoa; Chordata; Actinopteri; Osteoglossiformes; Mormyridae. The record is from RefSeq and is a predicted model, not a curated record.